Molecule: messenger RNA, 1269 nt
Organism: Dimorphilus gyrociliatus
Lineage: Eukaryota; Metazoa; Annelida; Polychaeta; Dinophilidae
Source: the annotation of a GenBank genome assembly
AUUUUUUCUAACACUGUGGAUCACGUGACAACAAUAGUUGAGAUGUCGGCUGACGAAGAUACCGAAUUACGCGACUUAGUUGCUCAAACGCUUGAAAACAACGGCACUUUGGGAAAGAUCAGGGCCCAUUUACGAGCAAGUGUCUUUCUGGCAUUAGAGGAAGAAGAUGCGAAAAAGCAACAGAAUCCCUAUAUGAAUAAGCAGCUGCAGGAAUUUCUAAAAACGUCAGACGGUCAAUUAACGGCAUCUCUUGUUCGAGAAUUUUUAUCAUUUUUCAAUCUGGAAUUUACAUUAUCAGUCUUUGAACCUGAAAGUGGCUGUGAUCUACAAAAUGAAGAAGGGUGCAAGCAAUCUCGUUCAAAUAUGGCUAGAAAUUUGAAUAUAGCAGAGAAUGAUAAAUCUAAAAGUUUACCCCUUCUGUUUGAACUCGUGAAAAGAAUUAAAAAUCAGGAUUUGAAGGGCAAUACCGCACAGGAAUUAAGCCCACAACAAAUUGAAGAUGCUAGAGAAAAAUUUGAAAAGUACGAUGUGGAUAAAAAUGGUACUAUCGACAAGAAUGAAUUGAGAACACUAUUCAUAGACAUGUUUCCAUCUUUUCAUCGAAACAUGCUUGAACGUUAUGUGAAUGAUGAAUUUCGAGCUGUCGACAAAGAUUUUAGCAUGACUAUAGAUUUUAAUGAAUUCAUGGAGAUGUACAAAAGGCUCUUCAUUCUUUGCAAAAGCGUUAUUUCAAACGACCAGGUAGAAAAUUUAAGUGAGAAGAAACAAGAUAACGAUGACUUUCUCGACGCUGUUCCGUUUCCUAAUCAAAAGACUAAUGCUCAAGCUCUAAAAAAUUCUUUAGAUGAUAGCGUUAAGGAAUCGAAAGGCGGUCUUGCCAGUUUAUCAGGAUUACCCUCUUUAGAUAGCUCAAUGAAUGGAGGAAAAUCUGAAUCGUCUACUCCCAAACUCAAGGAUAUAGAUAAAAAAUUUAGUGAUUUAGGUAUAGACGUUCCUAAUGAUUACGAAGAGGAUUUUGAUGAAGAUUUUGACGAUGAUCGUGGAGAUUUUCAUACAGAUCGAUCAAAAAAGACGCCUAGAUCAGGCAGAUCUGAGAAACAAGUAAAGAGUGUCUCUGAAGUAGACGAGGAGAUAAUAGAAGAAGAUAUCGAUGAUUUUGAUGAUGACGCUAAUGACAUUUUGAAUGAUGAUAACUCGGAGACUGAUGACAGGACAAUUUCAAUGGCAGAGAUUAGCAAAACUGUUGAUUAUUUGGAAGAUGUCAAAUAA